Molecule: messenger RNA, 249 nt
Organism: Talaromyces atroroseus
Lineage: Eukaryota; Fungi; Ascomycota; Eurotiomycetes; Eurotiales; Trichocomaceae
Exons: 1
Coding region: 1-249 (82 amino acids)
Source: RefSeq, a predicted model, not a curated record
AUGUCAGCAUCAAAGCUGAUGAUGGAUGUUGCACUGAUACAUGCCGAAAGUUCAGUGCUGAAAGGAGACUUGAGCAAGUCGGCUUGGGAAGUUGAGGGACUAGGAGAUCCGAAUGAUGCCGACCAUCAUAGCAAAGUAGUUGUGACACCUGAUGGCUGCAGCGGUGGAUACAAGAAGGGUAUUGUCAGCGAUUUCAGAGCUGAUGUUAACCUGGACGUGGACUUUGGUUUGGACAAUGGAGCAAUGUAG